AUGUCGGGGAAAGGUCGCAAGAUUUUGGUUGCUGUUGAUGAAGGCGAAGAGAGCGCUUAUGCACUGUCAUGGUGCCUCAAGAAUUUGCUCACGGGCAAUCCCAAUUACGAAAAUACCCUCAUCCUCCUCUAUGCCAAGCAACCCUCGGCUGCCGCCUACAUGCCCAUGGACUCCGCUGGCUACAUGUCGUCUUCUAGCAUAAUUUCUACCAUGGAGAGGUACAGCAACCAGGUGGCCAAGACAGUUAUGGACAGAGCUAAAAGAAUUUGCGAUGAAAUUAAUGCUCAAGUGAGGGUGGAGACGAUGGUGGAGUACGGCGACCCGAGGGAUGUGAUAUGUGAGGCGGCCGACAAAUUGAAGGUCGACUUUUUGAUUAUGGGAAGCCGUGGCUAUGGUGUUAUUAAGAGGGCACUUCUUGGAAGUGUGAGUACCCACUGCGCUCACAACGUGAACUGCCCGGUUAUGAUUGUGAAGAAGCCAAUUAAGCCCUAA
Molecule: messenger RNA, 492 nt
Organism: Striga hermonthica
Lineage: Eukaryota; Viridiplantae; Streptophyta; Magnoliopsida; Lamiales; Orobanchaceae
Source: the annotation of a GenBank genome assembly